Dacryopinax primogenitus is the source of this 1142-nucleotide messenger RNA. RefSeq names its product Mg-dependent DNase. Gene Ontology annotation, cellular component: cytosol. The transcript has 8 exons. Lineage: Eukaryota; Fungi; Basidiomycota; Dacrymycetes; Dacrymycetales; Dacrymycetaceae. The record is from RefSeq and is a predicted model, not a curated record. Gene Ontology annotation, molecular function: 3'-5'-DNA exonuclease activity. Bases 150 to 1142 code for a protein of 330 amino acids.
UGGCCCAAAGCUGGCGAUUUCUUCAUUCUGGAACUAUCUCACCAGUUUGGUUGGUAUCUGCCCAGCGGACACGUCCUCUUUUCGUUUGGGAACGCUUGCCAUCGACGUCUCGUGUCAUUGCUAGAGGUUCAGCAUCGUCGCUGUGCAACAUGCCAACUCUGCGCUAUAUAGACAUCGGUGUGAACUUGACCGAUCCGAUAUUCCAUGGUCUAUAUGGGGGCAAACAAGCACACGAAGACGAUUUCAUCAACGUCACUUCUCGUGCGGAUGCGGCUGGUGUCAAAGGGAUGAUGAUAACCGGUGGGAGCUUGUACGAAGCACGAGAAGCGGUGGACUUGGCGAACCGUUUGGGCGAAGGUGUGUAUGCUACGGCUGGCGUGCAUCCGACGCGGACAUCUCAGCUAGACGCCUAUCAUUCCGGACCAGCAGCCUAUCUCGCUCUCUUGGAUGAGCUGAUCGAACAGAAUUCCAAGCCGAAGGGUAAGGGUAGGAUUGUUGCUUACGGCGAGUGCGGGUUAGACUACGAUCGCCUGCAUUUUGCAAGCGCUGAGACGCAGAGGAAACACUUCUUCACUCAGCUGAAAAUGGCGCAAACCCACAGUCUUCCGUUAUUCCUGCAUUCUCGUUCUGCUCAUCGAGACUUUACCUCGAUAUGUCGUGGAGCGGGCUAUGAGAAGGACGGCGGACGCCGCAAUGGGGGCAUGGGCGGUGUAGUUCACAGUUUCACUGGCACUGAAGCUGAAAUGAAGGAAUUGGUAGAAAUGGGUUUCUACAUUGGUCUCAAUGGAUGCUCGCUUAAGACUGAGGAGAAUCUUGCCGUUGCCAGAGCGGUUCCCUUGGAUCGUCUCAUGCUGGAGACUGACGCGCCCUGGUGCAGCAUUACCUCUACCCAUGCAUCCCACUCACACUUGAAAACUCUGCCUUCUGAUCUCAACCAGUUGUAUUUCCCAGACUCGUGCAAGAAGGAGAAAUUCGUUAUGGGCAAGACGGUGAAGGGCAGGAACGAGCCCUGCGCCAUAGGGGGAGUCGCGUGGAUUAUCGCACAGGCGAAGGGUGUUGCAAUUGAGGAGGUCGCGGAGCAUGCUUGGAGAAAUACUAUCAAACUAUUCGAUUUGCAGGAAUUGGACAAGUCACUGGAAUGA